Molecule: messenger RNA, 1714 nt
Organism: Panicum hallii
Lineage: Eukaryota; Viridiplantae; Streptophyta; Magnoliopsida; Poales; Poaceae
Product: probable DNA primase large subunit
Exons: 20
Coding region: 1-1383 (460 amino acids)
Biological process (GO): DNA replication, synthesis of primer
Cellular component (GO): alpha DNA polymerase:primase complex
Source: RefSeq, a predicted model, not a curated record
AUGGAGAUCGUGCGGUCCCACCGGCAGCUCGCUGCUGCAGCCGCAGCCGGCGGCGGCGGUGCGGGGGCCCUGCCGACCUACCGGGCGGCGCCGCAGCUGGAGGUGCGGCUGGAGGCCUUCGAGCUCUUUGCCAUCGACCGUCUCCGUGUUCUCAAGGGGAUCUCGGAUGGGCUCUCGCGGGGGAAGAGGCCGGAGGAGAUGGAGAAGCUGGUCAGUGAGUUGUGGAAGACACACAUGAGGCAUCAGGAUCCAGCAGAGACUUUGAACAAGGAUAUAAUAUCGCACUUUGUACUCCGUCUUGUCUAUUGCAGAACGGAAGAAUUACGAAAGUGGUUUCUCUCCAUGGAGACUACACUUUUUCGUUAUCGCUUUCGGCUUGAGAGUCCUGAAUCACAGAGGAUGCUUAUGACUGAGUUUCAACUGCCUUACAAAGCAUUGCCACACUCAGAAUUUGAGGUUGUGAAAGACAAGUUGAGCCAAGUUGCACGUUCCAUUGGUCAAUCUGCAAAUGUUGAGUCCGUGUUCUUCAAGGUACCUUUUGAAGAAGUUCCUGAUCUUGUUGCCAGCCGCCGGGUAUUUAUUUCAAAAGGCUAUGCUUAUGUGGCGAUGAGCCAGGUGGUUUCAUUAGUGGUUACUCAAUUCCGGUGCAAUAUCUCAAAGGCACUUGUUUUAACAAACAGAAAAUGGAUGGCAACUAUAAAGGAACAAGAAAAGGACAGGUUGACUCCUAUUGUCGAAGCAUUAAGCAAUGCGUAUUUUGGACCUGAUUACUCUCAGCCAAAGGAUGCUGUUGAAAUAUCUCUAAAGGAUAUUGACCAACUGGCUAAAAGUUCUUUCCCUCUUUGUAUGCGGCAUAUGCUAGAUAAGUUGAGAGAAAACCAUCAUCUGAAGCAUGGGGCUAGAAUGCAGUUUGGACUUUUCCUUAAGGGUGCUGGACUAAAGUUGGAGGAUGCCCUGGCGUUUUGGAGAGCGGAAUUUUCUCAGAAGGUUGGCUCCGAGCGGUUUGACAAGGAAUAUGCCUAUAGCAUCAGACAUAAUUACGGAAAAGAAGGAAAACGGACAGAUUACACUCCAUAUUCAUGUCAAAAGAUCAUUUCUGCAACACCUGGUGUUGGAGAUCAUCAUGGAUGCCCUUAUCGACAUUUUGGUGAUGAAAAUUUGCGGGCAGCACUCAACAAAAUGGGCGUCAGUGGGCAUGCAUUGGAAGGGAUAAUGGAUAAAGUGAAGAACAGGCAUUACCAGCUAGCUUGCACAUUGACCUUUGAGGCAACACAUGGUGUCUCCUGUGAUUCUGGAAUCAACCAUCCAAAUCAGUAUUUCAGCGAAAGUCAGAAAGUAUUGCGUGCCAAGAACCAAACAGUGGAGGGCCAAUCAGCAACCUAAAUUGUAUUGCAGAUGCAGAAAGCAUCCAUCUGCAAAAGGUUACCAGAUCAGGUCAGUGCUGAACCAAAGAUUCACGCUUGAUGCAAUUAUGUGAUGGUACCAGUUGAUCUUUGAUGCUUAGCUGGAAUCCUGUUGGUACCUGGUGUUUGCAAACUCCAGCUAGUGGCUGUCAUACUGGACAAGCGAUGGCGCCACAUUGUAUACUAGAAGGGUUACCUAGUGCUGCGAACAACAGCAGGUUAAGGUGCGCGUGUAUGUUUAUUCCUGUAAAUUUCGAGCGAAUCAAGAAACAUAUUGAAUUAAGGUAGCACUGGUUUUUGCUGUGAUGUUA